GUUCUCACUGUUUACAAAUAGCGCCCUCUAGUGUUACUGGGAAGUAACUUCAGCUUCAUGGUCACAUACACACACAGUGACGUGAGUUUGUCACAGCUGGGCAAAGGACGGAUAUGUUUUCAUGGCUGUCUAUAUUUAGAUGUCUGUAAUCCUCGUCAAAAAAACAAACAAACAAUAGGUGUUCUUGGUGGAUAAUCUGGAAUAAUCUCAGGGAAUAGAGAGAGUGAUGGGCUCGGUGAAAAAGGACAACAGACUGACGGGCUCUCAGAGCUUCAUGUGCAUCGGUUUCGCCGGUUUUUUCAGCAAGACGGUCACGUCGCCACUGGAGGUGGUGAAAAUCAAAAGCCAAGUGGGAACUUUCCACAGUAAACGAGGCCUUUGUCAAAGUUUCCUCCUCGUCUACAACAAUGAAGGACUUCGAGGCUUUUGGAAAGGAAACCUCGCCUCCUGUCUGCGGCUGUUUCCUUACAACGCACUUCACCUCACAACGUACAGAAAGAUAGUCCACCUGAACAUGGAUGAACUGGGCUUCAUCUCUCAGUGGAGAAAAGUUGACUACGUCUCAUCACAGGUCCGUAAAGAAAGGUCACAAGGGUCACUUAUUUCAUAUUUAUUGCACCAUUUCACCAUCAUGACCCUUCACUUUUAUUCCUCCUCCCAGGCUCAGAGUGCCCGCCUCCCACAUUGCGGUGGCGUUGACGUCCAUUUCAACGGGAUGAUCGAUUGUUUCGUUCAAGUUGUCAAGAACAAGGGUGUACUGUCGUUGUGGAACGGUCUGACAGCCAACAUCAUAAAGAUUAUCCCCUGUUUCGGCCUCCUUUACACCUGCUUUGAGAUGUGUAAGCAGGUUUGCCUCUACCGUAACGGGUACAUCGUCUCGCCUCUGAGCUCCCAGCUCGCACCGGGGGUGGACCAGAGCCUCGGGCCGCACGAGCUGCAGGAGGUGAAGCGUUACUUGAAAAACCGGAACUUUGGCUCAGGGGAGUCGUCCAUUGGAAACCGCUGGUGAAACGUUACGCCGACCACACGUGUGGUUAUUGUGUGGAUACUAUUAACUAUUAACUAUUUAGCGGAUGUAAUGUACAGGAUUAUGCACAAAAGGGUUGUAUUUCAGGAUUAAUGCUUCCAUAAAAGCAAAUAACAUGCAUUUACGUUAUUGUUUAUCGUCAGCAGCCGUCUACCUCUUUGAAAACAUCAUUUCACCGUUUUAACCAGAAAUACUGUAUAAUAUGUGCCUUGUUUUUUGUCAUUUAUUCGGGAGCUUAUUUGAAUAAUUGUUCUGUCAACAUCAAAUAGUGCCAUACUAUAGAGAUUAUAUUUUUACAGUACAAUGAACUCUACGUUCCAAGUGUGAGUGGGAUCUGGAAAAUCAUUGAUGAAAUGUGUUUAUGACAUUAAAGUGUUUCUUUUUUAAA
Molecule: messenger RNA, 1415 nt
Organism: Solea solea (common sole)
Lineage: Eukaryota; Metazoa; Chordata; Actinopteri; Pleuronectiformes; Soleidae
Gene: slc25a43
Product: solute carrier family 25 member 43
Exons: 4
Coding region: 227-1009 (260 amino acids)
Biological process (GO): transmembrane transport
Source: RefSeq, a predicted model, not a curated record